This is a messenger RNA of Oryza brachyantha (malo sina), 1611 nucleotides long. RefSeq names its product cytochrome P450 76M5-like. NCBI's taxonomy places the organism in Eukaryota, Viridiplantae, Streptophyta, Magnoliopsida, Poales, Poaceae. The record is from RefSeq and is a predicted model, not a curated record. Gene Ontology annotation, molecular function: monooxygenase activity; heme binding; oxidoreductase activity, acting on paired donors, with incorporation or reduction of molecular oxygen. The coding region runs from base 1 to 1524 and encodes 507 amino acids. The transcript has a single exon.
AUGGAGCUCGAGGCGUGGCUGCUAUGUGCAGCGCUCGCCGCGGCGGCGCUAGCCUACUACACGGCGCGCCGGCGAGGAUCGGGCGCCGCCGGGCGGCUGCCUCCUGGGCCGACGCCGCUGCCGGUGGUCGGCAACGUGCUCAGCCUGCGGGGCAACAUGCACCACGCGCUGGCGCGGCUCGCGCGGGAGCACGGCCCCGUGAUGACGCUGAGGCUGGGGCUCGUCACGGCCGUGGUCGUCUCGUCGCCCGGCGCGGCGAGGGAGGCGUUCGCGAGGCACGACCGGCGCCUCGCGGCGCGCGCGGUCCCGGACAUCGCCCGCGCCCGCGGGUUCGCCGGCCGGUCCAUGAUAUGGCUCCCGAGCUCCGACCCGCUCUGGAAGACGCUGCGCGGGGUGGCGGCCACGCACGUCUUCUCCCCAAGGAGCCUCGCCGCGGCGUGCGGCGUCCGCGAGCGCAAGGUGCGCGACAUCGUCGGCUACCUCGCCGGCCGCGCCGGGGAGGAGGUGGACGUCGGCCGGGUCGUGUACGGCGGCGUGAUCAACCUCGUGUCGAGCACGCUCUUCUCCGCCGACGUGGUCGACGUCGGCGCGGCGUCCGCGCACGGGCUGCAGGAGGCCGUCGAGGACCUCGUCUCCGCGAUCGCGAGGCCGAACGUCUCCGACCUCCUCCCCUUCCUCCAGCCGCUCGACCUGCAGCGAUGGCGUCCAUGGAUGGAGGAGCGCUUCGACAAGAUCUUCGCCAUCUUGAAUGGCAUAAUCAACCGCCGCUUGGCCGACGCCGGCACCUCGACUGGCAAGCAUGGCGACUUCCUAGACAGCCUCCUCGAGCUCACGUCCACCGGCAAGAUAGCCCGCGACAACGUGUCAACCAUAAUGUUCGACGUCUUCGGCGCUGGCACCGACACGAUCUCCAUCACGGUGGAGUGGGCGAUGGCGGAGCUCCUCCGCAACCCGAGCAUAAUGGCCAAGGCGCGCGCGGAGAUGGAGGGCGUUCUCGCCGGCAAGAACGCCGUCGAGGAGACCGACAUGGAAAGGCUGCCGUACCUCCGCGCCGUGGUGAAGGAGGCGAUGCGCCUCCACCCGGUGGCGCCGAUAAUGCUGCCGCACCGGGCGGUGGAGGACGGCGUCGAGAUCACCGGCUACGCCGUGCCGAAGGGCUCGACGGUGAUCUUCAACGUGUGGGCGAUAAUGCGUGACCCCGCAGAGUGGGAGAAGCCCGAGGAGUUCAUGCCUGAGCGAUUCUUGGAUCCGCAUAGGGCGGAGAAGAAGGUGGAGUUCCGUGGGAAGGACUUCGAGUUUAUACCGUUUGGGGCGGGCAGGAGGAUGUGCCCCGGGUUGCCGAUGGCGGAGCGCGUCGUGCCAUUCAUACUGGCGUCGCUGCUGCACGCCUUCGAGUGGAGGCUCCCCCAUGGCAUGUCGGCCGAGGAGUUGGAUGUCAGUGAACGGUUUACCACUGCCAAUGUCCUCUCUGUCCCACUCAAGGCCGUUCCCAUACUUGCCUCUAGUGGAAUACAAGUGGACUAGCAGGAUUAGCCUGCCGCUUCCGCAUUUACGGGGCUAGAUUUACUUUUAAAGUUCGAAUAUCAACUAAUACUAUCAAAAUAACGUUUU